Phialemonium atrogriseum is the source of this 2175-nucleotide messenger RNA. RefSeq names its product velvet factor-domain-containing protein. The record is from RefSeq and is a predicted model, not a curated record. The transcript is spliced from 2 exons. Lineage: Eukaryota; Fungi; Ascomycota; Sordariomycetes; Cephalothecales; Cephalothecaceae. Bases 187 to 1809 code for a protein of 540 amino acids.
AUCCACUUGGCUGGGUCCUCCAACCGGGUCGGGGCCCUCAGGGCACAAGCUCGCUCUCUUGGAGGCAGUUCAUCAAUUGGAAAUGCUCUAACGCCUUUCAACUACAGGUCAUAUUUAACUUGGCAGCUUAUGCUCAGGCCAUUUCCUAUCUGAACCAGUCUCAUCUCGACUCUGCCAUCGCCCACGAUGGGAGCUUCUGUUGCACCGUCGCCCCACGGGCUGACUCUCGACGAGUCGCAGCCUGCCGUCAUAGAACGAUUCACCAAAAGCGGCCGGAAACUCUACUACAAACUCACCGUCAUUCAGCAACCCGAGCGGGCGAGAGCAUGUGGAUCUGGUCCCAAAUCUUCUGCUGAUCGUCGCCCUGUUGACCCGCCGCCUGUUGUCGAGCUGCGCAUUUUUGAGGGCCAAACUUGGCCAGAGGCGCAGCAAAAAGACAUCACCUUCCUAUACAAUGCCAACUUCUUCCUUUACGCAACACUGGAGCAUGCUCGUGUCAUUGCCCAUGGCCGCGUUCAGACACCCGCUGCGAACCAACCACCCGUCCUGACCGGUAUGCCCGUGUCGGGCAUGGCAUACCUGGAUCGUCCCCUCGAGGCUGGUUAUUUCCUGUUCCCAGAUCUUUCUGUGCGUCAUGAGGGUCGCUAUCGCCUGACCUUCAAUCUCUACGAGGAGACCAAGGAGGACAAGGACAAGGAUCCCGACACUCCGGAUCCCAAGAUCACCAACCCAGGGCUCUCUGUCGCCACUGGUGGUUCCUUUGACUUCCGUAUGGAGGUCAAGUCAUGCGACUUCGUCGUCUUCAGCGCUAAGAAGUUCCCUGGUCUGAGCGAAAGCACUCAGCUUAGCCGAGUUGUGGCGGAGCAAGGGUGCCGAGUCCGCAUUCGACGCGAUGUUCGCAUGCGCCGCCGUGACAGGAAAGCUGGCGGUGAUUAUGAGAACGGUGAAGAUGAUUAUGCGAGGAGGAGGAGGACAGAAACCCCCGAGGCACGGGAUUACCGGGCUCGGUCGUUGAGCGGCAGCGUCGAAAGGACCCCUUACACCGGGGACGCUACACGUCGGCCGUCUGGUGUGGAUUAUGCACCACAUUUCCCAUCACAGUCCACGUCUUCUGGUGGGCAUCUCCAGUUCCUGGGCAAUCCCUCGAACCCGCAGUACCCGCCUCAGUCUCAAUCGUACCCUCAGCCGCCGUCCAUGCCGCCAUCCCCUUCUUAUCAGACCAGCCAAGGACCAGCCUACCCGCACCAGGGAAGCUAUGCCCCACCGCCACAGCCGUCCUACAACCACUUGGACCAAGGCCCGCCUCAGUCGUAUGCUCCGGCCAACCCGUCGCCUCAGCGUGAAUCUGCUUCUUACAAGCGCCCCUCGGAGGAUCUCACCAGGCAUCAACCUUCCCACAUGCGUCCACUCCAUGCUGAAUACUCGGACUUCAACCCGAUAGCACCCGCUCCUCCGGGUUCCAAAGUAAAACUGCCACCGAUUGACAUCCCAAAGACACCGGCUCCUUCGGUGUCUGCUGGGCCAGCACCUUCCCGAAUGAUGCCACCCCUCAUCAGCCCGACCAGUACUGUUCUCCCACAGAUUCUGCCGCACGCCGGCAGCAACGGCCCUCCCGCGCUUGCUCCCUUGAUGGCACCUACUGUUACGGGCUCGAAGCGUACCAGAGACGAGUCUUUCCGUUACGACAACGAAAGCCCUCGUUAUCACAAUGGCGCCCGUGAGAAUAUUCGGGAAGUUGAAAGUGACGAAGGGCCGUUGAUCUAUGUACGUGCCGACGGAUCCAAGAUCGUCAGCCAUCACGUUGGUUGAUUCGGAGUUUUGGCGCUCUCGAAGCGCGCGGUUUUGGGGUGUCACUAGGCUGCGUAUGUUUGGUCUGAAGACCAUGUACAUAUUGUGCUGCCUGUUCGCCAACAGGCGAGGCCUACACUCACUUACACACAUUUCUUUGCAAGUUACACAUCGAUUCUUUCUGUAUUCCUUACUAGAAGCGGAUAACGCUUAGGGGGGACGUAGGGGUUUGCAAAGCAUAGGUUUCCAUUUGGACAUCAGGCAACAAGCAGCUCCUACAAUAGGGAAUUGCGACCGGCAUGUAUUUUAGUGCAACAAUCUUGUAUGGCUCGGGAAGGUCUAAAGGUUCGAGUAGCAGAUAGCUGCCAAAUAUAUCGGUUUGACUCA